Molecule: messenger RNA, 1186 nt
Organism: Caenorhabditis sp. 36 PRJEB53466
Lineage: Eukaryota; Metazoa; Nematoda; Chromadorea; Rhabditida; Rhabditidae
Source: the annotation of a GenBank genome assembly
AUGGGCAAGAGCCAAAGCAAGAACGAGAAGAACAAGGUGGCCAUCGAACGUGGAAAGCAGCGCGAGGAGCAAGUGUUGCCGAAUCCGGCUGGACACGCGAACGCCCGCGCCUACCUGUCCCAAAUGCCGCAAGACUUCACGAAUUCGAUGCGUUCGAUCGGCACGAUGAAGGAAGCGCCGAAUCCGGCGAAAGUGAGCGUCGAGAAAGUGAGCAUCUUUGACCAAAAUGCCAGAAAAUUAGAGAAUUUUUGUGUUUUCGUGCAAAAUCAUCAUUUUUCCAUCGCUUUUGAUCGAAUUUAACCACAAAAAUCAGAAAAGAAAAGUGUUGAAACCAUGAAAAGUCGUUGUGGCGAAGACCACGGCCGUAAGCUCUGUAGACGUUAUACAGUAUAACUUAUACUUGAACAAAAAACAAUUGUUUUCUUUUUCAGUUUCCAACUGCGUACGUCGGUCGAGUGCCGCCUCCGUCAGGCGUCGAACACUUCUGGCGACACGUGCAAGAGGAUUGCGUCAAGAUGUUGCUCAUCAGCGCCUCGACCGCUUCCGAAGUGGCGCACACCUUCCACCUGAAUCAGGGUGGAUCUCUGGAAUUCAAAAACUUCACCAUCGGGACAAUCACGGCGAAAUAUGAUAUAAUGGCCGGUGAAUUUAACAAAGAGCUCGGGGAGUACCGAAUCGACCGUUUCCGGGUUGAAAUUCAGCCAACGGACGGAAACCGUGCUACCGUUUCUCACAUUCCGACCAUAAACGUCUUCGUAACGAUGUUCCGUCCUUCGGAUCCAGGAGUACUGUGGUUGAUCGUGAAGACCCACAUUUCUUCCCUUCAAACCUUCGAUCCAUCUUCUGGAGCUAUCGCGAUCCUCGGCAACAACCACACUGACAACUGGGUUUGGCUUGUCAGUCUGAUCGGCCUAAACCGUCUAUACCUCAAUACGGUGCCAAUUGUGAGCCAACAAUAUACGAAUGUCAACAAUUUAAAAUCAACCAUUUUCAGAUGACGGAUAUUCUCAAGUCGGUCAGCAAGGAGCAAAAUGUACUGUUUGAGCGGAAGGAGGAUAUUGUCACCGUAUUUAUGGUAUGGAACAUGUGGAUCGUCGCUGAUUUGAAGAUGUUCGAAAGGGUGUACAAACAUGACGAGAGGAAACAGAUUGCCAAAAUGAUUGACGAUUUUAAGCGAAAUGUCUAA